CCAAUCUGGAAGCCUGCAAAUUUUGGCAGUGCCCCUCGGGCCGGGGCCGGCCUCCGUCUUGCCUUGCUUGAGCACAAGAACCAUUGCACAAGCCGACUGAAUCUCAUUUCCAGAUCCUAGAUUCCGGACAGAUUCCAGAAGGCGAAGGGACAAAACAGUGCAACAGCUGCUUUUAAGGUUGGAGAAAGUUCAACUUCAAGCAACUUUUGAAGAAAUUCAGAAACAAGCAUAAAAACUGGAGGUUUGCAGGCGUCGACCACAUCGUCUCCAACUUGGAUCUUUGAAGGAACUCUGGUAUUUUGAUUGAUGAUCAUCAUUCUUCAUGCAUCAGUAAACGGACUUGGUACGCAGUGAUUUGCCAGCAAGUGGUCUGUGCCAUGGCGGACAAGAAAAGCAUCGUGGUCUCAGCCCCUGGCAAAGUCUUGCUCACUGGCGCCUACUUGAUCCUCGAGCGCCCCAAUCCGGGGCUCGUUCUGUCGACCUCAGCCCGCUUCUACGCAACUGUUGCUCCACUCCUUAACGACUCUCCCACUGUUGAUCCUGCAUCGAGGCCAAUUCUCAUCCGUUCCCCUCAGCUGGACAGAGCAGACAUCUUCACCCUAGAUCUUGGCAGCCUGGACGUGGCACCAAGCAAUGGCAGGGGCAAUCCGUUUAUGGAGGCCGCCAUCCAGUAUACGGUGGCUGCCGCCAAGUUGCUCGACGUAUCUGUGGGAGAUGUGCUGAAGCCAGGGCUUGAAGUAACCAUCCUGGGAGACAACGACUUCUACUCCCACCGGAGACAGAUUGCAGAUUCCGGCCUUCCGUUGUGUUCCUCCACCCUCUCUGGCCUGCCCCCUUUCUCCCCUGCCACCAUGAACACCCCUCCCGAAACACCUGCCAAUAGUGCUAUCCCCGAAAUUGCCAAGACUGGGCUCGGCUCCUCCGCUGCGAUGGUGACAGCUGUCGUCGCAGGACUACUCCAGCAUCUCGGCAUGGUCAGUCUGCCAAGGCCAGGGGAAGGUCGCGAGUCCCAUUCCCGCGACCUCGACACAGUUCACCGUUUGGCUCAAGCCGCACACUGCGCGGCGCAGGGCAAGGUGGGCAGUGGCUUUGACGUCAGCGCCGCCGUGUUUGGCAGCCAGCGGUAUGUGCGCUUCUCGCCGAGCGUCCUGCAACAGAGUGGAGAAAGCGAGCCGGUGCUGGAAAGCGUGAGGCGAUUGCUGGCGUCAGCGUGGGACGAGGAGCGACGGGGGUUUGUGCUGCCGCCAGGACUGGUGCUGGUGAUCGGUGAGCCCGGGGCAGGGGGUUCCUCCACUCCGUCCAUGGUCGGCGCCGUGCAGCGGUGGCGAAGAGAGAAGGCGGCUGCCGCACAGCCGGUGUGGGAGGCGCUGGCGGAGGCCAAUUCUCAAGUGGAGCAAGGCCUGUGCCAGCUGGCAGAGUGUGCGGUGUCGGACAGGGAGGCGUAUGAACGGACGCUGGAAGAGUGCAUCGGACGUCCGAGCCACGAGUGGGAAGAGACGGCGUGGGCGGGGCCUCCUUCGCAGGGCAGCCCAUUGGCCGCUCUGUUAGCCACUCGAGCCGCCUUUCGGUCAGUUCGGGAACUGCUGAGACGAAUAGGAGAAGAGGCGAACGUACCGAUUGAACCGCCCUCGCAGACCGCGUUGCUGGACGCCACGGAGGGUUUGCCAGGGGUCCUCUUUGCCGGCGUACCGGGGGCUGGCGGUUUCGAUGCUGUGUUUGCGGUGGUGCUGGGCCAAGGGGCGCGCAAUGUGGUCGACGCUGAGUGGAGCAAGAGAGGGACGCUCCCGUUGUGUGCAACGGAAGAUUCUUGCGGUGUCGUUCUGGAGGAAAGCGACCCUCGUGGACGAGCUUAGAGUCACGUCGGGGUGCUCCCUAACCAAUCUUCAUUUCACAUCUUCGAAUAUGUGCGGGGCACUUGAUGAAAACGCUCAAACGCGAGGCCAUAAAUCUGUGGACAAUUUUGUGAUAUAUAGCAGUACGAACAAGCGUCAAUGAGUCAUGUAGGCUACUUAACAACAAUUUCAAUGAGAGGGACCGCCAACUCUCUGUACUGCAUCAGUGUCUCUGCAGCCACCCG
This is a messenger RNA of Klebsormidium nitens, 2077 nucleotides long. Lineage: Eukaryota; Viridiplantae; Streptophyta; Klebsormidiophyceae; Klebsormidiales; Klebsormidiaceae. The record is from the annotation of a GenBank genome assembly.